AUGUCUGGUUUCGGGAGUUUCGAACUUGGAGCAGAAGCCGGGGAGGAGACCGCGGGCGGUGCGGUUGAGGCAGUGGUAGAUUGCAGUCUGGCGGUGGUGGCGGAGGCCCCGCAGCCGCCAGGCGCUGCUCCUCUUACCUCGGCCCUGACAGCGUGCUCAGAGCACCCGAUGGGCACCUCCCCCCUGCCGCCACCACCGCCUUCCCCACCACCCCAGCAGCAACUCCUGCUAUCCCGUGGACAUGGGGAUAUCGUUCUCAUGCGGCGCCUGGGCAACCAUGUGUCGUACAGUAAUCCAGUAUAUCCCUUGCAACCACGUCUGCCGUUGACCGGUGUACGGCCGCUCAUCCUCGAGGCGGCGUUCGCGGCGGAUAACGGCGACAUCACGGCGGUGGUGUGGGCGAUGCGCAGCAAGGGCCCCCACCUGGCCGCCUGCUGUGAGGUCUUCGCGGUCGCGCUCCGGCCCGUGUGGGAGCGGCAGCAGCAGCAGCAGCAGCAGCAGCCUCCUGGAGGGGGAGGGGCACCCGGGGUGUCGGGGCCUCCACGCCCCAACAGCGACAACCUGCAUCUGAGCACGGUGGAUGUACAGCUGCUCCUGCGAACCAAGUUGCCGCCCUUCGUGGCGCGGGUGGUGAGGCAACCACACCCGCACCCGCACCCAGGGGAGCAGGAGCAGCCGGAGUUUUUCGAACAGCCGGUCGGUGGUGCUGCGGGUUGCGACUGUAAAGUGAGCGGAAGUGGGGACCGCCAUUGGAUGCUGGUGCUGGGCUUCGAUCCCAGUACCGCGGGACUUGAGGAAGAUGACGGUGUGGACGGGUGUGCGGGCCGGCAGUUGUUCUAUUGGCAGCUGCAUGUAAUCCCUUUCCCGGCCAUCCGCGGCUGCUCCUUUCUCCUGCUACUGCUCCUGCUACUGCUCCUGCUACUGGACCUGAGCAUCCAACCUUAUGAAACACACACCCGUAUGGCAACCGGCGCAGCAACCAUGGACAUCACCAUGCCGUCAGGUGGGGCCGACAGUGCGUGCGGUGGCGGUGGCGGUGGCGACCCAAUGGACGAUGAAGGCGACGACGACGACGACGUGGAUCCGCGGACCUUGGAGGCGGCAGCUGCACGACUGGCCCACAUGACCAGUGAGGAGCGGGAGGGGGCGCAGUGGGGGGCGCAGUGGGCGGACAUCUACAAGGAGAGCGGGCUGGACGGGGUGGGGGCCAUGGGGCAUGAGCCCACCAUGGACCUGGCGGCGUGGAGGUUUCGGAGCGGCGGCAGCGGCGGUGGAGCCGCGGGAGGACAAGCCGGUGCUGUAGGCCGGGGGCAGCGUAUUGACAAGCCCCUGGCGCCCGUUUGGCGGCUCAGCUGCGGGGCCCACCGCCUGCUGACGGCCGAAGGGCCCGUACGGACAUGUCAACACCACCACCAGCAGCAGGCGCAUCACCAGGCCGCCCAACACCCUCAGACACAGCCGCCACUGCUGCUGCUGGGCGUUACAGAUGACGUGGACUGUGCCGUACUGCGAGUGGACUGCUCUGGCGCCGGGCGGAGUGCGGGGCCCAGCGGGGCCGUGGGGGAGCGAGGGGGUAACGGGGAGGGGCAGUUGCCGGAAGCCGUGCAGGUUCGCCACGUCGUCAGCAUCCCCGCACUCGCCUACGUUGCGGCCGGAGCUAUCGACUCAGGCAGCAACACGAGCUUAGCCGGCGUCUGCGGCACCAGUACGACACCCCUGGCGGCCGUACUCGUGGAGAGCCAGUGCUUUAUGUACAUGUACGGCAGUACCUCGACGCAGGAGGAGUACGGCAAGCAGCAGGUGGUGGAUUUGCAGUUGGAGGACGGUGAGACGGUGCUGGGGGCGAGGCUGGUUGAGAUAUCCUGGUCAAACUUCCUACUCCUGUCCUGGUCAAGUAUCGGGGUCAUUUUUGGCGACAUCGCCACCUCGCCACUCUACGUGUACAACAGCAUCUUCGCGGACCUUCUUCCAGGCAGCCAGCCUCGGAAGGCCGACGUGCUGGGCGGCGCCAGCUUGAUCUUCUGGACACUGACCCUCGUGGUGAUGGUCAAGUACAUUGGGGUGCGCGAGCAGCCGGGUCAGGAUCAUUCCCCCCAUGGAGUGACCAACCAUGUGGACCCGAGCAGCGCCAGACAUCUGCCGUACGUACUGCAGUACGGUCGCCGCGCAUCGCCCGCUACCGCUGUCGACACUGGCGGUGGAGGUGCCGUACUGCCCAGUGAUGGCGGUGACGAGUGCGGCUCUGACAGUGAUAGUGACACGCAGGGGGACGUGGCGGCAGUGGGGCGGCGCGGGGGGGGGGGCUGCCAGAGGCCCUGGUGGCGGUGGGGGGCCGCCGGGAAGGACCGGGUCGCGGACUUCUUUCGUCGCAGCCGGCGGGCGCAGAUCGGCUUAUGGGCCGUGGCGGUGGUCGCAACGGCCAUGCUGAUGGGCGACGGAGUCCUCACCCCGGCCAUGUCAGUGCUGUCCGCUGUGUCCGGUCUCACGGAGGUGGUCCCCGGCCUGAGCCAGGAGGUGGUGGUCGGUGUAACCAUACUGGUGCUGGUGCUGGUCUUCGCAAUACAGCCCAUGGGCACCGGGCAGGUGGGUGUGUUCUUCGCGCCCGUCAUCGCAAUCUGGCUGCUGGCCAACGCCGCCAUCAACUGCUACAUACUCGCCGAGCAUGGGGGAGCGGUGUUCGCAGCCAUCAACCCCGCCCACAUCGUCACGUUCUUCAGCCGCCACGGCGCCACCGCCUGGCGGUCUCUGGGCGCCGUCAUGCUGUGUGUCACCGGUGCAGAGGCGCUGUUCGCGGACCUGGGGCACUUCUCGAGGGGGAGCAUAUCGGUCGCCUUUGUGUUUCUGGCCUACCCCUGCCUCAUCGUCACCUACUUCGGGCAGGCGGCGCACUUGCUCACACACCCCCAAGACACAGACGUGUUUUGGAAAUCGCUGCCCCGGACGCUGAGGUACCCCAUGCUCAUCCUGGCAACCCUCGCCACCAUCGUCGCCUCGCAGGCGCUCAUCAGCGGCCUGUUCAGCAUCAUACGACAGGCCAUGAUCCUGGGGGCCUUCCCCCCCGCCCGCAUCGCCCACACGGGUGGCAGGAGCCUUGCACGAGCCACCCAGGUAUACAUCCCGCUGGUCAAUGUGGUGCUGUUCGCGCUGUGCUGCAUCGUGGUGGUUGGGUUCAAGAACACGGUGGCGCUGGGCAAGGCGUACGGGCUGGCGGUGAUGACGGACAUGCUGACCACCACAUUCCUGGUCACACUGGUGAUGCUGUCCGUGUGGGAGGUCAGCUUGCUGCUGGUGGUUCCCUUCUUCGGACUGUUUCUGGUGCUGGAGGGAGGAUACUGGUCCGCGAAUAUCAUCAAGGUGCCUGAGGGCGGCUGGUUCACUCUCUCUGUGGCUGCGGUGGUAUCCGCCAUCAUGCUCAUUUGGUGGGCGGGUAGUCGCCGGCUGGGGGAGCGGCUGGCGGCCGUUACCGCGGGAGCACACAUUAGGCUGCUGGGCUGCCCGCCGCCGCCGUCACUGCUGCACCAGCCCCCGCCCCCGCCGCCAGCAGCGGCUGCCACUGCGGCUACUGCCGCCACCCUCCUCGCCACACGCUCUGUCGGCGGCGGCGGCGGCAACUCCGCCUCUGCCGCCCACCCCCGGCAGCGGUUGUACCGCCUGGCCAGUUGGGCUGUUCCCCAACAGACAUUGAGGCUUAAAGCGCCGGAUGCUGCCGGUGACGGGACGGCAACGGCGUACCCGUCCUCGCCGCGGGCCAUGCGGGCGACGUCACUGCGCCUGGCGCGGCUCGAACCUAAGACCUCACGGCCCUUGCGCAUUCGCAGCGUCCCCGCCACGCGGUCCGCACCUCUGGGAGAGAUCAGUAAGGCCCUUUUGGAAGAGAUAGAGGAAGGCCAGCUCAGCAGCUGCGCCGCGAUGCCGCCUCUGGGGCCGACGGCGUCACUGGCAGCGGCGGCGGCGGCGGCGGCGGAACCGCUCACUAGCCGUCACAGCGAUCACAGCGCCGAUGUUGGAAACCGAAAGACCGUGGUGGUUUCGGAGAGCAGUUUUGCGCCGGGCACGCUGGCGCUGGUGCUGCCAGUGGAUGAGAUCCAGACGGCCGCCGCCCCCGCCGCAGCCGCCGCCACCACUGUACCGCUGGACGGCUUUAGCGACAGCGACUUGGAGAUGGGCGACAGCACCGCGAGGUCAGCGCUCCUGGCGCCGGUGGUGGUGCCGCUGGCUGCGCGACUGCCGGGCAUUGGCGUCUACUACAUGGAUGAGAAGGUCGGCGGCGCCAACUCGGCCCUCACCACCCUCCCCCCCGUGCUGGUGCACUUCCUUCGGAAUGUGCAGGCCAUACACGACGCGUGCGUCUUCCUGUCCGUACGGAACCUGCCCACACCCAGCGUGUCACGCCGCCAUCGGCUGCAAGUCUACACACCGCUCUGCGUCUCGGCCCCCAACUUCUACCUGGUCGUCGCCCGGUACGGCUAUCUGGACGUCAUCGACCACGGACCCGCCUUCAUCAGUGAGCUCGUUGAUGCCGUACUGCGGCAGCUGGUAGCUGUGGCGGCCCGCGCCGCGAAGGGGCAGCUGCCGGCCGCCUUCAAGCGCAACUCCCAAAGCAACGAGCUGAGCAACUUCCUGGAGCGUGAUGAGGCCGCGGGGGCGACGGACGAUCAGACGGAAAAACCUCUGGCGCGCAUGGGCCAGCACAACCCCGUCGUCAUGACACACCUGGGCCGCAGCUCGGGGGCGAACAGGGGUAACGGCCCUAGGGGAUCUGGCGGCGACUCGGUGGCGGCAAUGCCGCAGGCCGUUACGGCGGCGGCGGCGGCGGUUAUGUCUGGGCCGACGGAGCUUGCGAUGACAAGCCGCCGCCUGGCGGGUAGUAAUGCGGCGGCGGCUGCGCCUGCCGGUCCCGCAGCAGCCGGAGAUGCUGCGCCGGUUGCGGCGCACAACAGCGCUCUGGAGGCGGCUCGAACCCUGGUGGAGGAGGCGGUGGCGGCGUUCCUGGAGGCGAGGCUGCAUGGUGUCGUGUAUUACGCCAGCCGAGCGCUUAUUCGGGUGGAUGAGCGGCAGGGUCGCUUCUGGAUUGUGCAGUACAUCAACUGGUUCCUGUACGGCUUGUUGUACAGGUGGUUGGCGGCGAUUGCCUACGUGGACAUGGAGAGGUGGCGAGUGCCCUCGCAGCAGCUUGUUGAGCUUGGCAUGCCCGUAUACAUUUGA
Molecule: messenger RNA, 5205 nt
Organism: Volvox carteri f. nagariensis
Lineage: Eukaryota; Viridiplantae; Chlorophyta; Chlorophyceae; Chlamydomonadales; Volvocaceae
Exons: 27
Coding region: 1-5205 (1734 amino acids)
Biological process (GO): potassium ion transmembrane transport
Cellular component (GO): membrane
Molecular function (GO): potassium ion transmembrane transporter activity
Source: RefSeq, a predicted model, not a curated record